This is a messenger RNA of Rhipicephalus microplus (southern cattle tick), 276 nucleotides long. RefSeq lists its product as uncharacterized. NCBI's taxonomy places the organism in Eukaryota, Metazoa, Arthropoda, Arachnida, Ixodida, Ixodidae. The record is from RefSeq and is a predicted model, not a curated record.
AUGGGUUACGUAAAGACACCCAGUGUCUCGAGCAUCUCUUGGGGUGUUUCGAUAGAGCCAAAAGCUAAAGAGGCCUUUGUAUCAGAUGAGCGGAAAAAGCACCAAGGCUUUCAUUUAAUGGAGUGUGGUCUCUUUGUGAUGAAAACACUGCCUAUUCUCGCUACUUCCCCUGAUGAAUUCACCUCCUCAAACUUUCCCUUGAAGUGUGUUAAGCUUAAGCGUACACCGAAGUCAUGGACAUGCAGUAAAUGUCAAGUGGCACGAGGGCCAGACUAA